UCUGGCCAGCUGGCUAAUGUUUUGGAGAACAUAGACCAAUAGCUAGCCUAGCUACACUGCUAGUUUGCUAACCACAGUCGGUCAACACAAUAUGAAAACAUCGGAGAAAAUGAAACAUAAAUAUACGAGACUGUUUCAGACGCUGGUUAAAGUCUAAUAUAUGUAACUAGUCAAGUCGUCAAGAACAUCCAACCGUAGCAGUGGGGCAAAAGUAGGGACGUGGUCGAGUAUAUCGCUAACGUUAGCUAGUUUGGCCAAAUGCCUUGUUUGGGUUGGUUGUCAACGCUUGAGUUGGACAAACGCUGGCUUGUUAGUUUUUUGGGAGAUGGAUAGCUAGAGAUUGUAACACAAUAUAAUGUGAUUUAACCAAAUAUUACUGUUAGUUACAGGCCUGGCUGUACAAAACGUCGUCAAGAGAGUUUUCAACUGACAACUUUAACCUGCUAUUGGCGAUACUAUCUUUGUCCUCCACCAGUAUAAUGAACCACAUUUGUUGGGUUAAAUCACAUUAUCUGGGUUUACAAUCUGGAGCUAGGAGACGGGUAGUUAACUUGAUUUUGAAGUUUCAUGACAGCCUGUUUUCGUUGUUUCUCUGUGUUUCAGUUUAACUGCCAGAACCCACAUCACCAGUUGUUUGGUCAUUAACGUUAUGUUUUAAUUCUGUAAAACGAACAGAUUUAAAUGAUUCAUGCCACCAAUGGCAACAUUGUCAUCAGCUCCUCAUGGCUGUUAACAAAUGACAAAUGCAGUGAUUAGGUAACUAAUAAGUAAAAACCAAUUUUUAGCUAGUUAGCUACAAACAUGGUUCUGUCAUCAAUAGUUGGAUUUCAUAAGGUAAAGGUGUAGACUACAAGCUAGACUCCCCUUUAGACUACAAGCUGGCCACACACACUUUCAUAUGGCCUUUGUGAAGACCCUUUGGUGACUGAGACCAACAAACACCCGUGUGAAGGAGAGGGAGGAAGGCCUUAUCUUUGAGAUGACUGUCUACCCAAAGAAUUCAGUGCGGAUCUUAUCUGCCCGGGAGCGUGGUGCCCGCGGCCUUGGCUCCCAGCGCCUCCUGCAGCAGCUUGUUGAGGAGAAGACCCGGAGGAUGAAAUGGCAGAGUCAGAAAGUGGAGUUGCCGGACAGCCCUCGUUCUACCUUCCUGUUGGCUUUUAGCCCGGACAGGACCUUAAUGGCCUCCACACAUGUCAACCACAACAUUUAUGUCACAGUGGUUAAGACAGGGAAGUGUGUUCACUCUCUGGUUGGCCAUCGCCGCACUCCUUGGUGUCUGACCUUUCACCCUACCAUCCCUGGUUUGGUGGCUUCGGGAUGUCUGGAUGGAGAGGUUCGCAUCUGGGACCUGCAUGGUGGCAGUGAGAGCUGGUUCACUGAGAGCAAUGUGGCCAUUGCCUCCCUGGCCUUUCACCCUACCGCCCAGCUCCUUCUCAUAGCAACAAACAAUGAGGUUCACUUCUGGGACUGGAGUAGGAAGGAGCCAUUUUCCCUGGUCAAGACUGCCAGCGAGACAGAGAGAGUCAGACUGGUGAGGUUUGACCCACUGGGUCAUUACCUGUUGACCGCUAUAGUGAAUCCCUCUAACCAACAGCAGAGUGAUGAUGACUCUGAGGUCCCCAUGGAUAGCAUGGAGAUGCCCCACUUUCGCCAUCGAUCCUUCCUACAGUCCCAACCGGUCCGCCGUACCCCCAUUCUCCACAACUUCCUGCACAUCCUGUCAUCGAGGAACUCGGGCUCACAGUCUGAGGAGCAGCAUCCUCCUGAACCCGCUGUCAAUAGUGCUGCUGACUCUCCUAGUCUUCCCUCUGGACGUUAUUCCGCCCUGCGGAAUCGCUUCCGACCCCCCUACCAGGGUUGUGUGCAACACCUUGGUAUGGUUUGCUUCUGCAGUCGGUGCUCUCCCACCCAAGCCCCUUCAUCAUCUGGAGAGGACCCCUCUGACCCUGAGAGCCUGGAGACCCAGUCCUAUGCCUCCACCUUCUCCUCUGCUCGCACUGAGCCCCGGCAGCCCUCUGAGCCUCGCUCCUCACACCGUCCCUCUGCCUUCAGCAGUGUGUACAGCGGUGCUAGAGGACACUCUUUACGCACUCCAUCUUCAGGCCACCAGCAGCCAGGCCGGGAGUGUUCUGGGCGACUGGCGGGGGCAGACUGGAUGGGUAGCAUGCUCAACAUGCGGCCUGAGCAUAGUGAGGGUGUUGGGGUAUCUCCACCCACGACUAGUGCAUCAUCUGUCAGCCUGCUGUCUGUGCUGAGACAGCAGGAGUGCUCCUAUCAGUCGCCUGUCUACACCCCUGCCACAGAGGGAGGAAGCUUUCCCCCAGCAGUUAUGAGCCCCCACAUCAGUGGAAACAGCUCUGUAGAUGGACCCAGCACUAGUAGUGGACAGCACACUCUUGGGGAGGGAGGGAGCAACAGCCCCAUCUCUAUCCGUAACGUGCUGCAGUGCAACUUGAAUCGCUACUUCAUGGAGUAUGAUCGCAUACAGGAAAUGGAGCAGUCGGGUGGCGCUGGUGGAGAGAGCAGCCAAGAGCAACAAACAUGGGAGACGCACAAUAAUAACAUAGACUCUGAGCGGCCUGUCAACCCUCAUUAUCAGCCCCCCCACAGCGGUGAUGAUGGUUCUGGUCCCUUCCGCGGCCAUAUGAACCGCUGCAGGGUCUGCCACAACCUGUUCACGUUUAACCAAGGUACACAUCGCUGGGAACGCACCGGCCAGACCCCAUCACAAGAGGGGAGCACCUCAUGGCAGCCCCCAAGCUCCAACCCUGCCUUUCACAACACGAGGCAGACUGUGAUACAGGAUCCCCAGUCCUCUGACAGGAGACAGUUAGCACAGCCACAGCCCAGUGCUGAUGAACCUGGAGGGGACACAGCCUUCCCUCACCGGGGAACCCCUAGCCCGCAGAGAGAAUGGGCAGUGGGGUUGGUGUAUAAUCAGGAGACAGGCCAGUGGGAGAGGGUUUACAGACAGUCUGCCAGUCCAAGUCCAGCGGUGAAUGUACCACAAGAGGCCUUAAACCAAGAAAUGCCUGACGAAAGCCCUGAUGACGAUUACCUGAGAAGGAGACUUUUGGAGUCAUCUGUUAUGUCGCCGUCUCGGUAUGACAUAUCUGGCUCCCGGGACCAUCCCAUUUAUCCAGAUCCUGCCAGGUUGUCACCUGCUGCGUAUUACGCCCAGCGGAUGAUUCAGUACUUAUCUCGGCGGGACAGCAUUCGCCAACGAUCACUGCGCUACCAGAGCCGACUGCGGCCUCUCUCGUCCACCUCGGAUAGCCCAGGAAGCAACCCCUCCGUUGAGAACAACGAGGUGGACUUUGAGGAGUUUGAGGAUAACGGUGAUCGCGCCAGACACAGGGCUCCGCGCAACGCUCGUAUGUCUGCCCCCUCGCUUGGCAGAUUUGUUCCCCGGAGGUUCCUACUGCCUGAGUAUCUGCCAUAUGUUGGCAUCUUCCACCACGAGAGGGGCCAGCCUGGCCUGGCCACCCAUUCCUCUGUCAACAGGGUCCUAGCAGGUGCGGUUAUUGGUGACGGUCAUUCAGCUGUGGCCAGUAACAUCGCCAACACUACCUACCGCCUCCAGUGGUGGGACUUCACCAAGUACAACCUACCUGAAAUCAGCAACUCCUCGGUCAACGUGCUGGUGCAGAACUGCAAGAUCUACAAUGACGCCAGCUGUGACAUCUCUGCAGACGGGCAGCUCCUGGCCGUGUUCAUACCCAGCAGCCAGCGGGGCUUCCCAGACGAGGGCAUCCUGGCUAUCUACUCUCUGGCUCCUCACAACCUGGGAGAGAUGCUCUACUCCAAGAGAUUCGGUCCUAAUGCCAUUUCUGUCAGCCUGUCCCCAAUGGGCCACUACGUGAUGGUGGGCUUGGCCUCUCGCAGGAUCCUGCUCCAUCACAACACAGACCACAUGGUAGCGCAAGUGUUACGCCUGCAGCAGCCCCAUGGUGGAGAGACUUCCAUGAGGAGAAUGUUUGAUGUGGUGUACCCCUUGGCCGCUGAUCAGCGGAGACACGUCAGCAUCAACUCGGCCCGCUGGCUCCCAGAACCUGGCCUGGGUCUUGCCUACGGUACCAACAAGGGAGACCUAGUCAUCUGCAGACCUGUAGAUGCCCAGUUCGACGGAGACGGCCCCACUGAGCACAGUGAGCCCGUAUUUGCUGUCAACAACAAUCGAGGCGGUGGUACUGGUGGGAGCAGCGACGGAGAGCGACCAGGGAGCAGCAGGGCCCCCUUGAGGUCUGAAAGGGACAUGGGGCUUAUGAACGCCAUCGGUCUCCAGCCCCGUCACCCUACCCCCGUUGUGACAUCACAAGGCACACAGACACCCGUCCCACAGCUUCAGAAUGCCGACACACAGACCGACCGAGAUCCACAGGUUCCCAGCACAUUCCGGGCCUCCGAAGCAACAGACAGGGAAUCUCAAGACCAGGGCAUUGGGGAGGACGCCGUUUCUCGGCUCCGCGGGCUGAUUGCUGAGGGUGGUAUGACGGCCGUGGUCCAGAGGGAGCAGAGCACCACCAUGGGCAGCUUCGGUAACAGCAUCAUCGUUAGCCACCGCAUCCACCGUGGCUCCCAGACUGGGACAGAGGCACCGGGUGGGGUCAGAGGCACCCAGGGCACGGGUCAGGGUGGUGGUGAUGGUUGGACGUCCCUCUCUCCGCCCCACCGGGGCACUCUGUCGUUCACAGAGCCCACCUCACGUAUUCUAACCCACCAGAGCAUGUAGCUGGGUGAGAGCUCAGCCUUCCUGUUAGAGCUCUCUGGGGCCCAUAGCAGGACAGUAGCACCUCUCCCCUCCCAGUACAUCACAGUCUCUUCUCAUCUCAGCCCUCAGGGGCCCAUUGGGGUGGAGGAGGGGGCCGAUGGGACCCCUAUAGACACAGACAAUGCGUUUGAGGGUUAUGGGACUUGUCGAUGAUCUAGAUCUACACUCGCCCUCUGCUUCCUCCUCCUCUUCUUCAACCCUGUCCCCUGUUUUCUCCCCUCUCGACAACAACAGCUACAGUGCCAGUUACCAUGGAGACCCCUACAGUCAAUAGAUGGUCAUGUGCUUUCCAUAUCCAUCUGAUCUCUACCUAGAAGACUCUCCUUCCUCUAGCCUUAUUACAUUGACUACUGUUUUUUCUGGAGGCUUCCAAUCCCAACAAUGAAAUGAGUCACUUAAAACUUCAUCCUACUCCUCCAUUGCAUGUCCUGAUUUCUAUCCAAUAGUAGGCUGGAUAAGACCUAUCUUCAAUCUAGGAUUAGGCUUAGUCUCUUCCUUGGAUGUGGUGUUAUUUUCCGUGCCCUGACUUCAGUUUGAGACUUGUGUCAUUGCCCAAUUGAGUGCAAGAAUCCAAAGCUACAGUUUGACCAUUCUAUUGGAGGGAGGUGGACCUGAGUGAUUCUUUUACAAUCAGGUUUCAGAUUGGUGGUUUUCAAAGGCCAUCUAGGACCAAAUUCCAUGAUCAAAUUGCAACUUUUUUUGCAAAACGUGUUAAGACUCUUGAUCACUAUUAGCAACAAGCUGAUAUGCUGAGUAGAAGCACAUUUUAUUAACCAAUCACAUUGGUACAAUUUGAUUGUGAACCUGGAUUAUUGUAUCUGUGUUUUUUUUAUGUCUGAAUUAUAUUUUAUUGUGUGAAGAGAGAGGAUGUUCUAUGUCGCCCUUUGUGGUUGCAAAACGUUUCAUUCUUCCUUUAUAGUCAUCAUGGUUGAUUAGUGGUUCGCAAAGAUGUAGUUGACCCAAGAUAACUAUGAAUCUCUUGUACUACAUAGGAGAGCAGCAUUACAUUACAGAGUAGAAUUUAGGGUUGGGCAAUAUUUAGGGAGACCAAUUCCACAAUAUGCUACUCCAAAUAUGGGCGAUAUUCGAUAUUAUCGCUGUGUGCUGUUAAUGACAAAAUAGUUCGACUCCUUUUUUUGGGGGGGGCUUAUUUAUGAUAUCAUAACCUUCUUCUCAUUUAGACUUCUUUUCAAGAUAUUGAUACUGCCUUACUGAUUAAGCUGCGCGGUUUUGAUUUGUAAAGUUCAAAUAGUGCGUCACAAUAGCUCGACCAUAUAUUUGAUGACAAUUAUUGCCGAUCCUUCGAGAUGUCAUACGUUAAGCCGAACCUAUUAGCAUUACAAGACUUUGCUCCCAGACAGUGGCCAGAUAAUACCGUUACUCUUUUCUCCCCAGUGUGAUGCCUGUAUCUGGUGUACAGUGUGCAGUCGGGUGUGUGUGACAAUGGCUAAUCCGUACCCGGGAAAAGAAAACAAACAGCAGGACUUAUGUAUUUCAAAGGUUGAUGUAAUAAUAACAGGGUACAGUACACAUGUACUACUGGCAUGUAAGAUCAUGAGCCCUAGAUCCGCAGCCUCGUAACUUCGAAACGCGUUUUGAAACAACUAUAUGCUGUGCCAAGUAUUUGAAGUGAAGCAUUUCGACAAUAGUGUAUCCUCUUCUACGAUUUCAAACGGUCAGCCCAUGAUUUGUGAUGGUUGUCUUUUAUACAGUAGGAUUCCUUCUCUAGGUCUACUGUGGUAUGUUGAGCCCAGUCAUCUAAGGCGAAAUGGAAUUUGAAAAGGAGAUGCAUCCGGAAGGCUCUCUUUAAAAAUGGCCUGUUUGCCUCCCACGAGCCGCCCCGGUGCCUUGGGGGUUGUGUCGUUGUGACAGAGAGGCAGUUGGAGGUGCACAGGGGCGGUGGUGCUGAUAGCAUUCCGAGUCACCACAGGGGCAAAGCUCUCGAGGUUGAAUGGACUUUGUGUGCUUCAAACGGCUUCUUAGUCCUUUUUAAAACUGGUUUUAAACAGUAAUCUGCAAAAAAGAAUACAUUUUAUUUCUUGUUUUUCCUAUCAAGGUGGUCGGUUGUGACAGUGAAAGAAACUGUGUUGAAUUAAUGAAUUCGGAAGUGCUUACUGCAGCUCCAUGGUGAAUGGGUUACUUUUUUGAUAUUUGGAUGUGAAAAGUUACGCAUUAUGAACAGGUUUUUGUCUCUCGGCCACUGUUGGUCCAGCCAACUUGCACUGUCUCUCUAUGUAUUGUGUAUAUUGUGAUUGUGUCUGUUGUAUCUGUUGAGUUUAUUUAUGUUUUAGAAAGAUGAUGGUUAUAGAAGAUAUGCCAAUUUAAGCAAUAAUGUAAGGUUGAUCAUAAUCUUUUUUCAUAUAAAUUUAACCAGAGUUUCAUUAGUCUUGUGACCCUGCAGCAGCACUGUCUAUCUCUGUUGUUCAGAACACUUCUAGGAGAGCAAAUGCACCAUUUGUCGGUUCAUAUGCUGAUCUGACGACAAACAACUUCAGGAAGAUUGUCAAAGCGAUAAAUAUAUUUUGUUGUUUAUCCGAUUGUGAAAUUGUCUUCCCAGUGUUUUCCGAUACUCUAUGUGCCGAUCUUCAUUUGAAUUUGUCCUCAUUGAAAAUAAGAAUUUGUUCUUAACUGACUUGCCUAGUUAAAUAAAGGUAAAAAAAAUAAUAAUAAUAACAAUUAAGUGAUCCCAUUAUGUCUUGUAAUGACUCCUGUAAGGUUAUGGGAAAUACUAGAUUACCUCUCAUAGCGUCAGACUCAGAGUGAAAUUAGAUUUGGACAAAUAUAAGCUUGUUAUUCCAGCAUUAAUUUGUUUCAUGUUAGCGUAUGAUCCAUGAGGGACAAUACCAUUCUGAUUUUAUACAAAAAUCAUCUGUUUACAACAACUUCUAACCAUCGACCCUUGGAAAGAGCAGGAAGAUCGGAGUCUCAUUUAGAGUUCUUGGGUUGGAUAUCAGAGUGAUCUGGGUAGUAGAAAAGGCUGUAAUGGGAAAGUGUUUGCGACAGACAAACCAAGAGACACAUCAGGCAUCAGAAUGGUUCAGGCUAACCCAGAUCUGGCAGACUCUGCUCCUGAAAAGACCCCCCUUUUGGAAACUGGAGCAGAAAGCCUGACACUUUUGUUUCCCCCGUUUUUGAUUUCUUUUUUUGAGCACACUCAUCUCACGUUCUUCUUAUUUGUUUUGUUUUUGAACGGGUGGAAUGUACUCUGUUUUCUUUCACCUGUUUUCUAUUGUAUUUGAAGAGGAUAUGAUGUGCUGCAUUCUAGUGUCCUGUUGGUCAAGAGGGCUAAUGGGGAAAAGGAUGUGUUCUAAAUCAGAAGACAGGAGCUGACAGUGGCUUCAUGGGUGACUGUUGGGUGAGGUGGAGCAGGAGAGCUGAACAGCUGCUCCCUGUGGGCUCCGGUCCUGCUGGGUUUGAAGUGGGAGGGAAAACGCAGUGAGCGAAAGAGCAGCGUUGGAUUUGGUCACCCUUGAUGCUCAUGCAGCAUUGCGUUAGAUGAGCUCAUCCGUUUCGGCUUUCACCUUCUAUCUGUGCUCUUUAUUCCUCAGUUCACCAACACACAAUAAUCCGCCAGCGUGCGCAUCAGUUCAAAACUCAAUCAAGAACCGUAGUUAAAUAGUGGAACUACGGUAUAUACAGUAGAAAUCGCCACAUUCAAGUUCUCCGCAGCCCAGGACGUUUUGCGACUCCCCGUGUUUUUUGAUUUUCUGUGCAAUUUAAGGGCAAUAUGUAAUCACAUUACAUACUCAACGUAUUUACUUAACGCUUUGCACUGUUCACAGAUCAUCACAAAACUCAGUGUUGUCAAGGCAUUACACUGUCAUAUUUUCAUACAGCUGAUAUUCAUAUGUUUGUGGAGCAGAAUAAAAAUGUCUGUGACCUUCUGGAUAUGAUUGAAAUUUGGAUCAAAUCUGUUUCGGAUUUAAAAAAAAAAUAUAUUAUAUAUAUAUAUUUAAGUCUGAAAUGUGUUUAUAAAUUGAGGAUAAUGAGCUUUCUAUAUGAAUACUUUCAGGGAAAUUCUAAAGGUCAUGAGUGUAUUUGUUCUGUUGUCACUGACUCACAAUGGUGUCUUUUUCUCACGUGUGUCAAUAUGUGAUCUCUUUAGUGUACGUGAACUCAACAAGGAAGUGUCUUCAGUGUGCCUGUUUUUUUGUAGGAGAUUGUGAUUUGAAGUGGUUUUCUAUCUACUUAUAAAGGGUAAACCGCAGUAUAUGACAGUAGUCAAUGUGCAACUAAGGGGUGUUGGAACACCAAAGAUCCUAGAAAAUACUUGUUGAUCAUAAACAAAUAAAAAUGUGAAGCUAAGAAACAAUAAAUUUUUUCUUUUUUUUUCUCCAGGGUGAAAGACGAUAUCAUACAUUUUCCUUCCAUCUAGUAAAAAGUGGUCCCCUUACAUGGUGAGCUGUUAUGACCUGUUUGAAACUUUGUCAUCGUCUCCCUCCGUGCUAUUUUACAGUAUGAUAAUUUCAAGAGAAUGUAUCGUUUAAUUCAUGCAUUAAUUGAUAGCACUACGGCAAUAUAUCCUGCCAGCUGUUUAUAAUCCUUGAACAUUUUGUGUUUAUUAAAUUUGAACAAGGCACUGUCA
Molecule: messenger RNA, 9356 nt
Organism: Oncorhynchus masou masou (cherry salmon)
Lineage: Eukaryota; Metazoa; Chordata; Actinopteri; Salmoniformes; Salmonidae
Product: activating molecule in BECN1-regulated autophagy protein 1-like
Exons: 17
Coding region: 980-4732 (1250 amino acids)
Biological process (GO): autophagy
Cellular component (GO): intracellular membrane-bounded organelle
Molecular function (GO): protein binding
Source: RefSeq, a predicted model, not a curated record